Messenger RNA from Acanthoscelides obtectus, 348 nucleotides. NCBI's taxonomy places the organism in Eukaryota, Metazoa, Arthropoda, Insecta, Coleoptera, Chrysomelidae. The record is from the annotation of a GenBank genome assembly.
AUGACUCUUUUUUUCAAGGAAACGACUAUUAUAGCGUUAUCCGCAUUCAUAAUGCAAUUCAGACCGAGAUGUUCACUAUUAACAUCAACACUUGUUUUACGUAAGUACUUAUAUUUAAUUUAUACAUUAUUACACAUCUUCAAGGCAAGAAAAUUCAUAUAACAUACAAUGUUUGAUAGUCGCUUGUUAAAUUAUUGUUAGCGUACUUGAAAAAUACACAACCGACAACUCACCGUCAUGUUGGACAAUCCUAUGAAGAAUUUUGUAUACAAUUAUACACUUAGCCACAGUGGCGGACUUAGGAAGCUAUUCAAGGGAGAUAAGGUAUGCGUAGUGGUGGUCGUAUUA